This is a messenger RNA of Trichoderma breve, 1224 nucleotides long. Its product is annotated as FAD binding domain-containing protein. Bases 1 to 1224 code for a protein of 407 amino acids. Lineage: Eukaryota; Fungi; Ascomycota; Sordariomycetes; Hypocreales; Hypocreaceae. The transcript has 4 exons. The record is from RefSeq and is a predicted model, not a curated record. Gene Ontology annotation, molecular function: FAD binding.
AUGCACGUUCUUAUUGCAGGAGCCGGGCUUGGUGGGCUCACACUGGCCCAGAACCUCCGGAAACGGGGCAUUUCCUAUGAGAUAUUCGAGCGCGAUGAGCAUAAAGAUGCGCGAUUCCAGGGAUGGGCCAUUGCUUUGCACACUAUUAGCAUCACAGACGAACUUGUGGCAUCUAUGCCAUCUGAUAUGCCCGAUUUGAGACAGGCCACAGACCACAUGUCUCCUCUCAAAAUCCCUACCCAGAUCUGUCUAUACCCCGCUGAAAGCAACGUUCGAGUGGGGUGGGAGGAUUGUCCAGAAACGCCCUUUAUCCGCGCAGAGCGCUACCGGCUGAGGAAUCACUUGGCUACCAAUAUUCCAAUUCAGUGGGGAAAGCGUGUCCAGCGCAUUGAACAUGAUGAUAAAGGCGUCGCUGUUUAUUUUGAAGACGGAACCAGUGCCAAAGGAGACAUUCUUGUCGGUGCUGAUGGUGUGAAAAGUGUUGUUCGACAGCAGCUUCUGCAAAAGUCUCACGAUGAGGUUCUGAAAAUUAUCCCACUGGCCGCCAUCGUGGGCGAGCUGAAGCUCUCUGGAGAGGCCUUCAAGCGCCAACUCCAGCUCAGCCAUGGAAGCUAUUCGCUGAUUGACUCCGAGAAGGGUUAUCUGACUUUCUGCUCGCUGCAUGACGUCGCGCCUGACGGAAAGUCGGCGCGGUACUACUGGAUCAUGUCUCGAUCAGACCCCACCAUUGCCGAUCCAGACCACUGGCUGCACAAAGCCACCCAACAAGAGAAGUUGGACCACGCCCGCGAGGUCAUGAGCAAUCGAGAACCCAAGUUUCGCGAGAUAUUUGACCUAACCCCUGUUGAGGGUGUCAAGAAGGAGACUCAUAUCUGGCGCGACCUCGAGCUUUCUAGUCUGCCAGCUGGCCGGGUCGUUUUAAUGGGCGAUGCGGCACACGUCAUGACGCCCUUCCGUGGCGAGGGAGGCUAUAACACAUUCAUCGAUGCCAUGGCCCUUUCCAAGAUCCUAGACCGACUUGACAAAGAAGACAAGACUCAUGACAUCGAAUCGAUCAAGGCUUCUGUUAACGAGUACAAUGCUGAGAUGUUGGAGCGCGGGGUGAAAUCCGUGCAGCUCUCUCGAGAGUGGGUUGACGGGUCGAAGGUUAAUUCCAAGAAGCCGUUGCUUGCACCUAUGAAAGUCAUCCCAUUUUCGGAAGUCCCUCUGGAGGUCGCGGCUUGA